Molecule: messenger RNA, 1368 nt
Organism: Bacidia gigantensis
Lineage: Eukaryota; Fungi; Ascomycota; Lecanoromycetes; Lecanorales; Ramalinaceae
Exons: 2
Coding region: 1-1368 (455 amino acids)
Source: RefSeq, a predicted model, not a curated record
AUGCCGCCUCGGAGGGGCCGUAGGGGCCGAGCACGCGCUGUACAACCUCCCGACAAUCCCUACAACCUUGAUCUUUGCUACUUCACCACAGCACCUCGAGGUAAAUGGAUCUGCCCAAAUUGUAGGCUUGCCGAUAGGAGAGCCCAGCAAACAGAAACACAGGGUAGUAAUCUGGCUCCUAGUUCCUUCCCUACCAACGACGUUGCCCCGCACAGUGACCCGAACAACAAGAAUUCGCGGGAAGGAAAUGUUGCAACUGGCAACCAUGUUUACUCCAAUCGACUGAGUCCAGGCUUCAAUCCAGAUGAGGCCGAGAUAGACACCAAUAUCACUAUGACCGCUCCCAAUAUCGAUGCAUCCAUAGAUUUAGAAAAUUAUACUUACGAACAAUUUUUUGCAGAUAAUGACGACGGUCAUUGGUCAGACUGGAAAGAAGACGCGGAAAUGGAUGAAACGGAAUCGCACGCUCCAAACACUGCGCCAAGCAACUCUCAGCCGAAACAUGGAAAUGAAGGUGGUGAUAAGUAUCCGAAGCGUGAAAAGGCGAGGCAUGCUGACGACGGAGAAGGAGAGACAACCAUCCCAGAGAGAGCCUUAGAGAGGCGCAAACAACGAUCAACAGAAGACUGCGGCAAUACAGAUACAGCAAUGAAAGACGGCUACGAUGCUGAUGGAGAAGAUGAAGAGGGCCCUCGUUCAAGCGGACCUGUACCAAGCGAUAAGCACGACCCCUCAUCCGGAAAAGACACCGAUUCGACAGAAUCAGAGGAUUGGGAAGAAAUGUUCGGCAGGAGAAACGAGGACGGCAGUCUGAAGAAAAGUGAAGAUGGCAACACGGAACUCGACCAUGACCGCCUCCCCGACCCUACCAUAAAAAUCCCAUACCGUCCAGUCCCAUACCAAGCCUUCCAAGGCCGCCCUAUACCAGGUACUACGCGUCGAGGCCCAAAGUACUGGCUGAUCCCCAAAGAAAAAGAAGGGGUAGUAGAACCAGAAGAGGAGGUAGCAGAAGCAGCAGUCGAAGGAGCAGUAUUCCCCGACCCAGCAGACGCAGAAAUAGAAGAAUGCCACAACACCGACUCCUCCUCCCAGUCCGUCAAGUUCCGCGGCAACCCCACCCGCUUCACCAUCCACCCCAAACUCAUCGGGAACCCGACCGCAUUGCGAGCGAAUGAGGAAAGACGACGCCUUGCGCGCUAUGCAAGACGGGCGAGGGAACGCGCUAGACGGGCUGAUGAGGCGCCUGAGUCGGCGGAGCGGUCGACGAUUGAGAGGUUUGAGGGACGGGAGUGGCCGCCUGGGGAGGAGGAGGGGGAGGGGAAGGGGGAGGAGGUGUCUAGGAAGAGGAAAAGGAAUGGGGGUGGUUGA